AUGGACUACGCUUCGCGUUCCCAGUCGUCGACUCGGCGGCAUCCGGCCUCUCUUCUGCCCAAGUUCAUGCACGACCCGCGACUGCUCGAACUCGUUCGCUCGCCUGUGACCCCCGAGAUGAUCACUUAUAUCGUUGAGCGCGCCGUCGACGUCAUCACUUGCGGUCCUGCGCCAGACGAGCCCCCUUCGCCCCCGACCACGCCUGUCAAGACCAACUUUGCCGACAUCCACCGUCAACCGCACCCCGACGUUCCCUCGCUCGAAGCCUUCAUCACCAUCCUCGUCCACAAGUCGAACGUCCAGGUCCCCACCCUCCUCUGCACCCUCGUCUACCUCGACCGCUUGCGCGCUCGCCUGCCCAAGGUCGCGCACGGCAUGGAGUCGACCCGGCAUCGUGUCUUCCUGGCGACGCUGAUCACGGCCGCCAAGUACCUCAACGACUCGUCGCCCAAGAACAAGCACUGGACUCGCUACGCGGCCAUCUUCCCCAUCGCCGAGGUCAACCUGAUGGAGCGCCAGCUCCUCUUCCUCCUCGACUUUGACCUCCGCAUGGACGAGGCGGAGCUCCUCGCGCAUUUCUACCCCUUCCUUCCUCGCGAGCCUGUCGCCUCGACCUCGAAUCUUCGCGUCCAGUCAACCAUCCACAUCCCCACCGUCGUCGAGAACGUCCCCGUCCCCUGCACUCCGCCUCGCCGCGUCUCUCGCGCCGCCGCCAGCCUCGCCACUCCUGGCUCCUCUCGCCGCGACUCGAUGUCGCGCACACCUUACGAGGUUUCGCCCGCCGGCUCGCACUCGUCUGCAUCGUCCGCCUCGCCCAUCACGCCUAUGGACGAACUUCCGCGGUAUCCUGGCAUCUCGGUCGUCUCCGCCGACGAGUCGCCCGCACGACGACCAUCCUACCAGUACAUCGAGGUCAACCGACCACUGGCAAAGCCGUCCUCGUCGUUCCUCCGCGCGGCGUACGAGUCCGGCAAGGGCUACUUCACGCUCGGCAACAUCGACAAGGCGCGCCGGACGCAGCCUACAUCGAGCCUGUACGACGGCGCCUCUAUCUCCUUGUGA
Messenger RNA from Rhodotorula toruloides NP11, 1062 nucleotides. RefSeq names its product cyclin. NCBI's taxonomy places the organism in Eukaryota, Fungi, Basidiomycota, Microbotryomycetes, Sporidiobolales, Sporidiobolaceae. Gene Ontology annotation, cellular component: nucleus; cyclin-dependent protein kinase holoenzyme complex. Gene Ontology annotation, molecular function: protein kinase binding; cyclin-dependent protein serine/threonine kinase regulator activity. Gene Ontology annotation, biological process: regulation of cyclin-dependent protein serine/threonine kinase activity. The record is from RefSeq and is a predicted model, not a curated record. Bases 1 to 1062 code for a protein of 353 amino acids. The transcript is spliced from 2 exons.